Messenger RNA from Paramecium octaurelia, 2270 nucleotides. The record is from the annotation of a GenBank genome assembly. Lineage: Eukaryota; Ciliophora; Oligohymenophorea; Peniculida; Parameciidae.
AUUUAAUUCAGAUGGCUGAGAUAGGAGAGGAGAUAACAAUAAAAAGAAAAAAAUAGUAUGGGUUAUGUUCAAAAUUAUGGUGUCUAAGAUGCAUGAAUUGUUGUAAAGUAUGAAAUGAUUUAAUGUUAUAUUUUUACUAUUUUAGGCUGAUGAUGUUUCAAUUUUAACAUCAAGAAAUAGAAGGGAGUUGUCCGUUAAAUUAAUGGCUAAAUAUUAGAAUGCAAUUUAAUUAGUAUUGAUUUCCCACCACAACUUAGAAUCCAGAAGAAAUCCAAGUUUUAGAUGUUCUUAUAUUGUUGUAUACCUUGGAUGAGAAAUCUUGGGCCUAUCAAUAUUUGUACUAAUGCAAGUUGAUAUCGAAUGAGGAGAGUUAAAGGAAUGAUUUAGAGUUUUAUAUUCCAUAGUUGAUGAAUUACUUAGUGUUUCAUGAAGAAAUGUUGAAUGUAAGAAUAACAACUAAAUUUAGGAAAAUAUUAGUUAGUUUAUACUUACUUCAUGCAUUCAGAAUUUUUACUUUGCAUAGGUUGUCUAUUGGACACUCUAUUCAAUAAGUGCUAUUGUAUUCGACAACCAAGUAACAGAAUUUUAAAAGUAACUAUAUACAUUUACCAAUAAAAUAGAGUAAGAUAGUACUUAUAAAAUCUAAUUAAAAGAAUGGUCUUGAAUCAUGAGACAAAUAAUGAAGUGAGGGAGUAAAAUGAUAAGAUAGCAGAAAUGAUAUCUACGUAUGGAACACCUUAAUUUGAUUAACAUUCUAUGAAAUGUCUAAUAUUGCCUGAACAUAUUCAAUUAUCAAAAUAUAAACCAUUAGAAUAGUAGGAAAGUUAUGAUUUUAUGUCUUGUAUCAAUUUUUGGAAUGAUAUCAUAUCAAUUUCAGAUAAAUUAAAAUUUGCUGAUCCUAAAAUAAUAUCAUUGCGAGCUGAUUUGUCCUUAAUAAACACAAGAUUGCCCGCUAAUGUGUACAUUCCAUUUGUGAAAGGUAUAGUUAUUUUAGAUUUUGAAGAUCAAUUGAGACAUUACACAAUUUUAAACAUUGUUGUUGAAGAAACCAAAAUCUUCUCCACUAAAGAAAGAGCUCCCUUUUACAUUUGUGUAGAAGUCUAUAAUGUUGAGAAGGAGGAAAGCAAAAGUGAGGAUAAAAGAGAAAGAAAGAAUUCUGAAUUCAACGUUGAACUCACUAUGUUAAGUGAUUUUAAGAGCCAAUCUAGUUUAGCUAUGUCUUAGUUUUCAACUCAAAGUUUAGGUGUCUGUAUAUAAAUGUAUAUUUAUUGUUAGCUGAAUGCUAUGAAAUAGAGUUGAGUAAAAAGGAGGAUUAGAAGAAACCCAACAAUGCAGCAUUGGAUUUUGAGAAAAUUGGAUUGGAGAUUUUUGGUGAAGACUCCAAUUAAAUAAGCGAGAGAAUUAGAUAGCAGUCUCCUUAUUGUCAUUUCAGAUCUUGGAGGUUAGUUCAUUUAAUAGUUAAAACAGGGGACAAUUUAAAAUAAGAACAAUUUGCACUCCAAUUAAUUAAUUAAUUCUAAUUGAUAUUCUAAAAAGAAAGUCUACCUUUAAAGUUGACUACUUAUGACAUUCAAUCCUUAGGACCUAGUUCAGGUAUAAUGGAGAUGAUUAAAGAUGCGGCGACAAUAGAUUCACUCAAAAAGAAGUUAAACUCUAUUGAUAAGGAUAUCACUUUGAGUCAAUUCUUUUAAAAAUACUAUGCAGCCAAUUUGCAUAAGGCUUAGAGAAACUUCUGCUGUAGUUUGGCUGCAUAUAGUUUAAUUUGUUAUUUCUUAUAAAUAAAGGACAGACACAAUGGAAACAUCUUGUUACAUAAAUCUGGCAAGAUCUUACAUAUUGAUUUUGGGUUCUUUAUCAGCAUAUCACCUGGAAAAGGAUUGGAAUUCGAAAAAAAUGUUCCAUUUAAAUUAUUGUCCGAAUACAUUGAUGUAUUGGGAGGAACAUAAUCCGAGUUGUUCAACCUAUUUAGAAAAUUAUUUUUCAAGGGGUUUGUUGCUUGUUAGAAACACUAAGAUCAAAUAUUGUUGUUAGUUAAAAUGAUGUAUAGUGGACAUGGAUACACUUUGCCAUGUUUUAGCAAAGGGGAGAGUGCUAUACAUGAUCUAGAAUCUAGAUUUAAUCCACCCUGCUCAAAUGAUGGAGAAAUAUCAGUAUUUACUUAGAAGUAAAGAUAAUAAUAAAUUAUUAGUCUAAUCAAUCAAUCUCUUGAUAAUUGGAGAGCCAAGUGGUAUGACAAAUUUUAAUAUUACUUUUAAGGAAUAUUCUAUUGA